AUGACGACGUCGCGAUGCAAAGGGCUCGUGCGCAUCCGCGAGCGUCUCGUCUCCCCCUCGUUUGCGGACCUCGACCCUGCGCGCGCGACUGAAGCGCACGAGCCAUCGACCGUCUCCUCCUUCGCUCGCACUCAGCACUAUGAACAUUUGAGCAACAACGUCUGGUACGUCUGUGCCCUGUCUGCGUCCUCUGCGACACUCGCGUGGUUGACAGUAGACACCGGCACGGACACGAGCAGCAGCGCCCGAUUACUAAUCACCACGAGCGUCUCGGGCGUCGAGGCGGUGGACACAGAGAUGGAGAAAGUGCUUGAUGGCGCCCAGAUACAAGAUGGUGGCUCGCAAGAGCGGAGCCAAGUCGGGAGCUGCUUGUUCUAUGUACAGGACAAUGUGUCGGGAGUCGUGCUCUUGGUGGAGGCGGAGACACAGACGCAGAGAGAUCAGUGGGUGCAGCAGCUUGAGGAGGUGCUUCGUAUCGAGGAGGAGAGCGAGACCGAACAGACGAAACAGGAAGUUAGUGGAGAAAAAGAAGGGGUAAUACAGGAUGCAGGGGAAAGAAAGAACGAGAACGACGAGCUUGAGUCGCUGCACGUGUCAGCGCCCCCGUCGUCUUCAUCGGUGCGGCAGUUGCUGCAUCAAGGCAAGUCGGAAACCCUCAUGGAAGAAGGUGAUCCGUUUGGGUUUCUGUCGUUUGCGACAUCGGCCUUGAGCUCAUUCAAGGCGACAGCGAGCAAAGCUGCACCUGGAAUGUUUACGAUGGACCACUUGGAGCUGAUAGGGAGAAAUGGAGACGCAGAGGAGGUUGGCAAUAUCGACGAUAGCGACGUUCGUGAUGCCAAUGUCGAACUUAAACUUGAAGCAGACACUGUGUUGGACCCGUCGUUGGUGCUGUCGACGGGACAACCACAAAAUGGAGAACUCGUUAAUUGUCGUGAACGUUCUCGCAGUAGCGCAAGCGGCCCCCGUAGCUCUUGUAUCGUCCAGGGAUCUGCUACAAGUAUUGCGAAUCGGCGGCAUAGUCUGAGCGCCUUGUUCGGCUCCGUUCUACGCCCGAGUCAUGGCUGUCUGCGCUGCAGUAAGCGGUUCGGGCGCUUUAUACAUACAGCAAAGAUCUGUGCGUCCUGUUCGCAUCGCUUCUGUCGUGAUCACUGCAACCAACGGACUGCGAUACAUGUACCCGAAUCAAUGACUCGAUCAGCUCAAGACGUGGUCAAAUCUCAGGAAGGCGGAAGAGCUAUGCUUGCAACCGAACUGAAACUUGUGUGUAUGGAUUGUUACUUGCGGCAACAACUGCUAACAUCACUGCAGGCAGCUGGAGUAUUCUAUGCAUCCGUCGUCGACGAAGCCGGUGGAUUGUCACGCUUGGUGCGCUGGAAAUAUUUCGAUCAGAGUCCCAAGCUCACGAUCAGCGCUCACAUCCGUGCUCGGAACCUCGGUCCUUUGAGUCUUCUCGCAGCGAUGUUCAAGUACCGACAACAGCCGUUCAUGUUCGUCGUAGUGCUAGCGCAGCUCGUGCACAACGUUGAGAACUGCCUAGACACGAUGGACUUUUAUUGGCCACAGUUUUUGCAAUGGGGUUUUGUCAAUCUCUCGGAUGCUUCACCCAGCAUCCGGGCCUUCUAUCUCUUUUUUCUUGCCGCAACUGCUCGCCGUAGCGUCCACCUCGCAGUCAAGGCAUCAUGGGAAUGCGUUGCUGCUCAUUGGGACGCAAUGACAGGUGGGCUAUAUGAGCGUGGAAACGAAAUCGUAGUGAUGUUAUUCUUCGUGAUGAACAUCAACUUUGGCGAGCCUCGAAGCGUAUUGCCGCAGCUGUUGUUUCCGCUAGCACCGGUUCAUCAGCGCGAGUCAUUCAGUGAGUUGCUUGAGCAACUGUAUGAGUAUGUUCGUCGUGUCUACGCCGCGUCACAGCGCGAGUCUCCCUUUUACCAGUGGCUUCUUGCGCGUAGCAAGGAGGAGAUUGUGAUCAGCUCACGCAACGUGCAAAAACAGCUCCGUGCCGAUAACGGCUUUUUGGACCCAUUUCCGGCCGAUUACCAUGAAGAAGCCCAACUAAUGAUCGUGGAACGUCGACGAUCAGGAACCCAACAUUGUGUGGAGACAAAGCAGCGGAUAUGGAGCAAGCCUGCUCAGCAUGUUUUUGGUGACGAAGUGCGGCUUGUGCGAUUUCUUGUAGAUCUCUGCACGUAUUUGAAAGAAAACAUAUCGGAGCCUUCAAAGCGAAAGACGCAGCUUCCUGCACUGUUGCAGGAGAUGCUUCGUGGGAAGCACAUUCGGCCCGAGGCUGCAUUGCCACUGUCAGGUGGCGUCACGCGCACACACCGUGUGGUUAACGUUCUAACGGACGAAGGUACAGUUUUUUCGACCAAGGCUCGUGCGCCGACUCUGGUUCUCUUUGAGAUUAUUGGUGCAUCACUGGAAAGUGAUGAUGAGUCUCACGGUGGCGAUCUCGGUGAUGCAGUGGAAGCUGCCGCGGACGUGAAAAACGAUACAGGUGAUGUUUUAGAACCACACCAACACAAAAUUAUGAGCUACCUGGAUGGAGAAUUUAUUGGAACUUACGUGGCAGAUCUGAUUCCCGUUUCAUCUCAGACCUCAGUGGGGUCUUCGAUUUCGGAGGACCUAGAUGGUCUAAACCAUGCACUCUCGGUAGACUGUACACCCCGUAGUGAUCUAGGUGAGUUCGAUGUUUUCUGCGGUAGUGAAAGUGAUGCAGAGGAGACGAAUGUGGAGACUAGUCCGGACGAACGUGACAGCCGAAACUCGGCGAACUCAUCAGAUGUCUUCAAAUGUCCAUUUUUCGGCGAACGCUUUGCCGACAUGCAAAGGCGUAUUCGAGAAGAGAGCUCGUUUUCACGCUACGAUGGCUGGGCGCUAGUUCCUGUUAUUGCAAAGAGCUUCGACGACAUGCGUCAGGAAGUGUUCGUGCUACAAGGAAUUAAGUUAUUCCAGCUUAUUUUUCGCAAACAUGGCCUCAUUCUCUGGAUGCGCUACUACAGUAUCGUGUGUGCGGGUAAGGAUUGUGGACUGCUGGAAGUGAUCACCGAUGCGCAGUCGCUAGAUGGACUAAAGAAGAAGGGAUUGGUAAAUGACGGCGUCGGCACCUCGUUGGUCAAUAUAUUUGAUCAGGCGUGUGGCCGAGAUUCUAUAACUGGUGAACGCGAUCCUGUCCGCCUCGAGAGAGCUCGUGCCAAUUUCAUUUCGAGCAUGGCGGCCUACAGUCUUUUUUCCUACGUGUUCCUCGUGAAAGACCGACAUAACGGCAACAUCAUGCUAGACGUUGAAGGUCACGUCGUGCACAUUGAUUUUGGCUUCGUUCUGGGCAUUGCACCGGGGAACACAUUCAGCCUCGAGGUGGCUCCAUUCAAGCUCACGUCCGAAAUGGUGGAGAUCAUGGGUGCGGAGGGUUUCGACCACUACCGGCAGCUCAUGGCCCAAGGGUUACUCGCUCUGCACCUGGAAGCUUCGCAGUUGCUGUCGCUUGUUUAUUUGUCAUCCAAAGACUCGUGCUUUCCGUGCUUUCAAGGCCAAUCGCGGGCUCACAUUGUUCGGCGCCUUAGCCGUCGUCUAUGUGUUGGCUGGAGCGUACAAGACGUAGAGCGCACCGCUUCUCGCAUUGUGGACAAGAGCAACGGGCACCGUGGCACGAGGCAAUACGACUGGUUCCAAAAGGUUUCGAAUGGCAUUAUGCCGUAG
Messenger RNA from Peronospora matthiolae, 3693 nucleotides. Lineage: Eukaryota; Oomycota; Peronosporomycetes; Peronosporales; Peronosporaceae. The record is from the annotation of a GenBank genome assembly.